This is a messenger RNA of Apis cerana (Asiatic honeybee), 5271 nucleotides long. RefSeq names its product transcription initiation factor TFIID subunit 4. Gene Ontology annotation, biological process: transcription initiation at RNA polymerase II promoter; DNA-templated transcription. The record is from RefSeq and is a predicted model, not a curated record. Gene Ontology annotation, molecular function: protein heterodimerization activity; RNA polymerase II general transcription initiation factor activity; DNA binding. Lineage: Eukaryota; Metazoa; Arthropoda; Insecta; Hymenoptera; Apidae. Gene Ontology annotation, cellular component: transcription factor TFIID complex.
GUGAACGGCGCCACUUUGCAGACGCUGAUUGCGCGCGCUUUCUUCUAGAUUCUUCCAGAUUCUCGUUUGCUCUCGUCGAUUGUCCACGUGCCUUCAUUCCCUUUUCACGCGCCGCAGCUUAUACAUAUUCGCGUUUAUACGGGUUUCAAACGGCGGCGGUGCUACUACAGUAAAUAGUCUGAUGAAUCAAGAAGUUACAAAGUCCAUUACUACGAGUACUCUCCUCCCUGUUAAUGUGGUUACCUCAAACACAGUGGCGCCACAAGUUACUACACAACAGCAACAGCAUACACAAUCAGCAGUCCCCCCUGCUGCUUACAUUAAUCAAGUUACUACGAAUCAGGUGACCAGUAAUCAAACAACAAAUAUACCAAGCCUUACUAAAACACAUGAGCCUGUCAAGAUUAUCUAUCCAACUGUUGGUCAAGUAAUAGCAACCACAGGGGUAGCAAAUGCAAAUAACAAACUUUCUUUUCCUGCACAAACUGUUGGACAACUAGCCAAUGGUACUUUAGGAAUAACGUCGCAGGCAGUGUUACAGACAACAUCAAAUGUUGUUUCUAAUGUUGGCUCUGUCAGUGAAACAGGCAGUCAAACAGUUGCUAGUGUAAAUAAGCAGACAGGUACAGCUUUGGUGAUAAAAACUAGUGUAGCACCCAGUGGCAUGGUUUCGGUUCCAAUGUCUGUUCCUGUUUCUGUGGCUGGCAAUGCAGUCAGCACAGCACUACAGGGUAAAGCUGGAGUUACAUCUACAAUAGUACCUAGCAAUGUGCAAAUUCUUAAUGUUAAUACAAUGCGUCCUGGCACACCAGUGACAGGACAACAAGCAGGAAAACAAGUUGCUCCUAGAGUAGUAAUUGGUCAACAUAUGCUUGGAACAAGACCUGGAGCUCCAGGGAUAACAUUACAAACAUUACAUGGUCUUCAACCUGGAACUCAAGGUCACAUAUUAUUAAAAACAGAAAGUGGGCAAUAUCAAUUACUAAGGGUAGGGCCACCUCCAACAGCAGGUACACCUGGUACUGCAGUUACACCAAAUAGUAUAGCAGGAAAUGCAGUGGUUGCUGCACCAUCUCCAGGCACUACCUAUCGCUUAGCCUCAGUGCCGGCUGUAAGUAGGCUGAACACACAGUUCACUGGCCCACCACUCGCCACCUUAAGAAAAUCUGUUCAGACUGUGGCUGCAACUAUUACAACAGCAACUACAACUCCAGUAACAGUAACUGCAGCUGUGUCAACUGCACCUACACCUCCUGUUACUACAGUUCAAACAGUUCAAACACCUACACCACGUCAAACUACAGAUAAUACCAAAGAAAAGUGCCGUAAAUUUUUAGCAAACUUGUUAGAGUUAUCUAGUCGAGAACCUAAAGCAGUGGAGCGAAAUGUUCGAACUUUAAUACAAGAAUUAAUUGAUACUAAAGUUGAACCUGAAGAGUUCUGUGAUAGACUUGAAAGAUUAUUAAAUGCAUCACCUCAACCAUGCCUGAUUGGAUUUCUCAAGAAAAGUUUGCCACUUUUACGGCAAUCUCUUGUGACAAAAGAAUUAGUCAUAGAGGGGAUAAAACCUCCUCCAGCUAAUGUUGUUUUUCCUGUAACAUCUGCCACUCCUGUAGUAACGCAGCAGAAUCAGCUUAGACCGACCGUCUCUGUGACACCCACAACAGUUCCUGUAGCUGCAGUUACUGCAAGUACACAAGUAAGAGUAAUGACUCCAAUACCUGCAGCUACAACAACAGUUCCCAGACCAGCUCAGCCAGUUCAACAAAGGCUGAUACGACCUGUUACGACAGUUGUUCGUAGUCCUACAGGAUAUACUGUGAAAUCAACGGUAGCCGUAACUGGGAUUCGACCUACUGUCCCUACAGUUCAAAAACCACCUAUUACAACAACUGUUGUUAAAACAGUUACAACUACAACGCAAGGCAAAACAGUCAACACAACUACUACUGUUAAUAAAGCCAUAGUGCCUUCUUUUGUUCCAAAGCCAGUUACUAAAGAAAAAGAAAAAAAGACAUUUUCAUCUGCAGGAUAUACGGGAGAUGACGAUAUUAACGAUGUCGCAGCUAUGGGCGGUGUUAAUCUUGCUGAAGAAUCUCAAAGGAUACUUGGUUCAACAGAAUUUGUUGGAACACAAAUAAGAUCUUGUAAAGAUGAAGUGUUUUUACAUAUGACGCCAUUACAACAAAGAAUUAAACAAAUCGUUUCUAAUUAUGGAUUAGAAGAACCUAAUCAAGAAGUUGCGGCAUUAAUAUCGCAUGCUGCACAAGAAAGGUUAAAAAAUUUAGUAGAAAAAUUAGCAGUAAUUGCAGAACAUAGGAUAGAUUUGAUAAAGGUGGAUCCACGUUAUGAAGUAACACAGGAUGUUAGAGCACAAUUAAAAUUUUUGGAAGACUUGGAUAAGGUGGAACGUAGAAGACAUGAAGAACAAGAAAGAGAAUUACUUUUACGUGCUGCUAAAAGCCGUGCGAAAACUGAAGAUCCAGAACAAGCUAAGCUAAAGGCAAAAGCUAAGGAGAUGCAACGUGCAGAAAUGGAAGAAUUAAGGCAAAGAGAAGCGAAUUUGACUGCUUUGCAAGCAAUUGGUCCUCGCAAAAAACCUAAACUUGAUGUAGGUGCAUCUGCUAGUAGCCCAGGCAGUAAUACCGGUUUGAACACUUCAACAACUGGAAUUAAUAGACAAAUGCCAAUGAGACCACGUUUAAAGAGGGUGAAUUUUAGAGACUUAUUGUUUUUCCUUGAACAAGAGAAAGAAACGUGUAGGAGUACAAUGUUGUAUAAAUCGUACUUGAAGUGAUGUUCUGUAAAGGGCAGGAACUUAUGUGAUCCGCCCAAUUUCUGGCGCCCUACCUGUAUGGUCUUGUGUGAGCUGGCCUCAAUGGACCUUAACGAAUCAUGUAACGUUAGUGUACGUUGCGUUGUACAGUGUUUGAUAAGUUACAUACAAUUCAUUACGAAUCACAUCAGGAUUCCACAUACAUUCAAAAUAAGAUUAUUUCUAUCAUGUCGAUAAGCUUCCCUAAUGUAAAUGACUGAAGGUUUUUUAAAUGUAAUAUAAUAGAUUGUUCUUUAUUUUUCAACACAAAAUUGCAUCAUUGAUAAGAAUAUGUGUAUGAGCACAUGCCUGAUGAUCAGUCUUGGGUAGUUUCUGUAUGGCAAGGACAUUGUAUGAUCAUAUAUAAAUGUUGUUAUAUGGUGCAUGUAUGUUGAAUGAAUGAGUGUACAUUAUCAUUUAUGUAUAUGCCUGCUGCAUUGUAACACUUGACCUAUACUUUUGGACACUGUAGCGCUAGUGUAAAGAAUGCAGGUUUUGUUAACAUAGUAAAUCGUAUUUUUGCAAAUUGUAAUGUAAUAUACUGUGAGCACACUGUCCAAAAAGUAUGGAAUAAUUUGUACAAUAUCUUACAUAUAAAAUACAAAAUAGUGAUAAUUUCAAUGUUGGUACAACAGAAUAUAGCUACUCUCCAUGUAAAAUGGAAUUGUUAUCAGUAUAUUAUGUUGUAAUCUACAUUUUCAGUGUUUAUAAAAGAAUUAGCUGUUACGUUUUUUAUUAAAGAAAUAUUUACAAAAGUAAAAAUUACGAAUAUUUUUUCGAUUAAUGUUAAUUUAAUUAUUUAUAUUUCCUCUUUGGAAUUAAUGCAGUUUUUGCUAAUGUUCAAAAAAAGUGUGCUUCACAUAAUCAAUUGAAAAAAAUUCAAAGCGUGUACCUGAUUUAUAAUGUAAAAAAAUUUGCUGCAGAUGUACGUGGGUGCCUAUUAUCGUACAGACUAAUUAAAAAGAUAUCGAUCUUUCCUAAAUUGCUCAUCACAUGAGCAUUUUACAUGUGCCCGAAAUAGAUUUUUGUGGAAUAUUAAAAAAAAAAAAAAAAAGAAAUCAUUGUAUAUGUUUAUUAAAGAUAUCGAUGCAUAUACACAUAUAUACAUAUACAAGUAUACGCACGUAUCAUUUAUUGCGUUUAGAUUUGAUUUUUAGUACAAUAUUGGUCUAGAAUUUUUUAUAAUAGCUUUUGUUGUAAAAUAGCUUCUAAUUUUGAAUGAUUUGUGUUCAUUCUUACAGAUCUAUAUACAGAACAAGAGAUUGAAUUUUCAUUUUAAAUGUAAUUAAAUACUGUACACGAUAACGAUACCAGAAGCCAUCGAUUUUUAUAAGCUCUAGUUGUAAUAUAAAUUUGAUAUAAGUUUGUUGACACAAUAGAAAUUUUUCUAUUGUACUGUCAUAGUUUGGAGUUGCAGAAUAUGAUACGAAGUAUACUAUUUAUUUUUCUUAGCAAUCCAUGUGAAAUAGUUACUUCAGAUUAUCCGAGUAUAAAGAAUUAUAGAGAAUCUAAGAUAUCCUGAUAAUCUGAAUUAACUGUGAUUUCUCAAUCAUUUUCGUGCUUCCAUAUUUUUUUGGAAUGCACGAUACAUUUCUUAACAGGCAUUCAUAAAAUAAAAAAAAAAAAAAUAAUAAAAAUAAGAUAUAUUAAAAAGGCACGUACACCUGUGAGUCUUCUAGUGUAAAUAACGGGAGAAUAAAAAGCGAGUCUACGUAACGUUUCAGUUACAAUUACGUGAAACGUAAUUGCUUCAACGGUUCAAUAUUGAUUAAAAUAAUAAUACGCGCACAAGACUGAAUUGUGUAAAAGAUGUUAAGUUAAAUUGAACUAUUAACAUUAACUAUUAACAUUAUCCAUAGCGCUGAUUAAUUAUGAGAUGAAUCAGUACAAAGGAAAAAGGAAAAAAAGAAAGAAAGAAAAUUAUUUAAAAGUGUAGGUGCAAAGUUAUAAUUGCAAUAUUGAUCUCAGCUAUAUAAUUCUAUUUGUUAUUGCGUGCACCAAGAAACGAUUGCCUUUUUAUAUAUAAAUAUAUAAAUAUAUAUAUAUAUAAUAGCAAUUGAUAAGUUUUUCAUUACGAGAAUGAGCGAGCGAGCGAGCGAGCGAGCGAGAGAGCUUACAAUUAAAAAAGAAGCGGAUCGUUGAAGCAAAAUUAUUCGAAUAAAAAUGUAAAUAAUUCAUUUUUUUAGUAGCUAUAUACUUUUAUCGGAAAAGGCGCACAUACCAUUACUUGUACCAUACUUUUUGCCGCGCACUUCACCAUGUAAAAAAUUUUUACUUAGCUGCGUGUUCCUCUUUACAAUGAUUGCAUCGUUUUUUACGAGCUCGAUUGAAAAAAACGCAAAUUUCCGAAGUUAGUUAUAAUGUUCUCCUUACUGCCACUAGGUGGAAUUAUUAAUAUAAAUAUAUAAAUAGAAGAAUGUAUAAAGAUACAAAAAAAAAAAACAAAAAAAAAGAAA